AUGCCUGUGUUCGGGUUAGUGGUGUAUACAGAGACGUGUGGUGGGGAGCUGGAGAGUGAGGCUGAAGAUGUGAUCACCUUACAAACACUACUGCAAGGUACUGAACCUAACUCACCACCACCUGCACUCCUUCCCCACCAACAACUCAACCAGUACUUGUGUAUAGUGCGCGGACUACGUGUUGUGUUCAGCACUCAAGCUGAGAAACUCAUCCGUGGUUACUACGUGGCUACCAGGAGAAUUCGUGGUGACUGCGUACAAGGCUCUGCUGUUCCUAUUACUGCUAUAAACACACUAGCUCAGGUUGCAGCCAGCCAUGCUCGUCUUGCUCUGCGCUGCACUGUGGAGGGAUGGGAUGCAGCUGCUGCAGUGCUGAUGUGUGAAGAAGCUCUGGCGGCACACUCGGGCUACUCCCUGCUCCACGUCAUUCCAACCCCACACCUACCACCACACUGUGACUUACACACGCUCUUAGGAAGAAAGAAUGAUGAACGUAUGAUAAACUUCCAGAAGAACCUCGAGGACUUCAUACACACACACACAGGUGACAUACCAACAAUACAGUAAAAUAAAGAAAAGGCAAAGAAGUGCUUUAAUCAGAAAACAGAAUAACUUAUCUUACAACUACUCAGAUAUGACGAGUGUGAAAUGUUGAAAAACUAGCGAGAUAAAUAUUUUUAUUAUAACCCAAAUUCUCAUGUACAGGCAGGCCCUGCUUUACAGCGUUUCGCUAAUACAGUGGUUUACAAUUAUACCCAUUCUUCAUUUAUUCAGACUGCCUACGAUAAAUAUAUUUACCACUUACUAUGAGCAAAGGACAAAAAUAUUGUAAGUAAUGUGUACUGUAUUUGCAUCUUUUAGGCAUAGCUAUAUUGCUCACUUAAUAUAUGAUAGUGUAAACAUGUUAUCAGGCUUUUAUAUGCAUUUGAAAGUGAAAAAAAGCUGAGAUUCACUUUACAGCAGUAGCUCGGAACCUAACCUGCUAUAUAAGCUGGGCCCUCCUGUAGUAAUAUUUAAAUCUAGUAAUAAAACAAAUUCUUUACUUUAGUAAACUUCACUUCAAUCUAAAAUAUUUUAGGUAAAGUUUUUCAACCUCCUCUAGCUGCAUGACCCUUAUGGAUUUAGGACUUUCUAUGAUGAUGAUAAUCAACUACCUCUAGCCUUUUUAACAUUCUCAUAUAUUCAUAAAACUGAGAAAUUCACUAGCACAAAAUAGUGUGAAAAUAACAGGAUCAGGAAUUUGUUUUGCAAGUUUGGUUAACAUUAUUCUACUGAAGCUUGCAGCUUAAAUUACCAAUAUAAUGAAUAAAAGAGGCACUUACCAGAAGCAGGUUGCAUCCAGUCACUAGUGAGGGAAUUACAGUGCUCUUCCAGCCUUGUAGUCACCCACGAGGCAAGUAGUCUUUCAGUAUUGUAGUCAUCAGUGAGGGAAGUACAGAAAUGUACCAGUGUUGCAGUCACUGACUUGUGUAACUGCCCACUGCAGCAUUUAUACAAUUCCCCAGCAUUCAGCAAUAUACUACCGAUUAUAAACUUGCACAAAUGCUCAGUAGAAGCUGUCCCACAUGUCAUGAGUCUCUCACUAUUAUUGAUUAAUUCAUGGGAUACAUUAUCAUCAACAGACAUCCAUCUUUGUAAGAUCUCCCUCACCAGGAGGUUAUCUCCCUAAUGCUCAUGUUGGUGGCCUCUCAAAUACCUUUUUAUUACAUUCCAGUUAUUUUUAAAUUUGUGAGAAUCACUAAACUCUGUGGUCAUACAAUGCCUGAGGAAUGGGAGGCAAUCAGCUUAAUACAGUGGGAGGGUAGCUCAAACUCCUUGAAUGAAGAGCCUAUCACCAGCAUCAAAGCAGCUCGUACUGAAGGGACUACACCAUGAGUUGUCACUACAAUAUGCUUAUGAUAAGUGAGGCAUGCCUCACUAAUAUGGCAGGUUAGGUUCCAGACCAUCACCAUAAAGCAAAUCACAGCCUUUUUUUUUUUCCACUUUCCAGUGCAUAUAAAAGCUUAAAAACAUGCUUAUACUAUCAUUUAUUAAGUGCACAGUAGCACUAGGCCUAAAUGAUACAAAAGUAAAAAUAAAUAUAAAAUUGAAAACUGCUGAAAAAUCAUCUUAAGAGCAAGGCGUGCAUUGAAAUAACAAACAUGAAUAUAACUGAAAAGAGCUGUAUUAGUGAAGCAAGCACCAUAUUAAUGAAGUAUGCCUGUACAAAGUUAAAAUAUGCUGCAAUAUUGUCAUAUGUUCUCUCUCCUUCACUGACUUCUUUGCUUGAACUACUACUACUUGUCAGCCACCAACUUGACAAGUAUAAAUGGAAGUUAGUAAAUAUCAGCACUUAACAUGGAGGUGUAUGAAAACUCAUCAUUAUAUUCAUGAGGAAGAACUAAACCUAUUAGAGUCAUACAGUAUCUAGCAAAUGGGAGGUAAUUAGGUUUGAUCUGAGGAAGGAGGGAACACUUUCAAUUCUUUGGAGGUUGAGUCAUUCACCAGCAUUAAGGUAUCCCUUCAAAAGAAAAGAUGGGAUGUAACAUGUUAAUCCAGUGUCUCAUCAGACUGGGUCAGCAGUGUACACACAGGUGACCUGAAUAAAAUUACAAAAGUAGUGCCAUCUACUUUAUUUAUUUUUUCUUCAACUUCCCAUAAAUUUGUUCAUAUAUCAUUAUGUUAUAGAAUAUCUAGCUAUUUGUACAAGUUAAAAACUUACGAAAUUACUCUACCGCAAAGUUAGCGAUCCCGACACUAUUUAUGCACCAGCGAUUUUGCCUAUUUUGAGUCUGUU
Molecule: messenger RNA, 2776 nt
Organism: Cherax quadricarinatus
Lineage: Eukaryota; Metazoa; Arthropoda; Malacostraca; Decapoda; Parastacidae
Source: RefSeq, a predicted model, not a curated record